This is a messenger RNA of Perkinsus marinus ATCC 50983, 186 nucleotides long. RefSeq lists its product as hypothetical. The record is from RefSeq and is a predicted model, not a curated record. Bases 1 to 186 code for a protein of 61 amino acids. NCBI's taxonomy places the organism in Eukaryota, Perkinsozoa, Perkinsida, Perkinsidae. The transcript has 3 exons. Gene Ontology annotation, molecular function: nucleic acid binding.
AUGACAUCUAACUACGGCUUUAUACAAUACCUCAAUGGCUCUAGUGCUGAUGCAGCUGUACUUGAUAUUAAUGGACGUCGUAAAGCUGGAUUAGAACGGUUAAGGGUUGGUUAUGCUAAGACUAAAGCAGGUGUAGAUGAUAUACAAGGAACCAUUACCAUUAUUACCAGAGGAUGCUACAGAUGA